AUGAAUUCGGGUGCCUCACCAGUUGAAAAGAAGCCUGAUUAUCUCCAGCCGCUCUCUGAGCGAUCUGAGCGACGAGUGAAGAAGGAAAUGUUCAGGCCAUCUGGACUGCCGUCGCCCCAGUUCGCUAUCAGCAACGUUAUAUGGGCCGAGGACGGAACAACAUCCUUCAUGCUUGAUCUGCAGGAUCGAGAGCUUUUCAACCGGUUUCAUUACCGCACCCUAUACUCUCUCGGUGAUUCUGCACUGGUGGAGAUUUAUGAAAAGCAUUUGUUCGGGCUUUGUUUUGCUUGUCCAUUCCUAAUGCAUGGUAGCCUGGCCGUGACGGCUGUCCAUGACCGUUACCUUGGCGUGGCGCCACCAUAUCGUCGCUCUUUGCGCGAAUCGUAUCACCUGUCUCAAUGUACAACGUUGUUUAACAGGUGGUUGUGCCAGCCUAUCAAGGAAGAACACAAGGAUCCUCUGUGGGCCACAGCCGGCUCUCUCGCCAUCUUGACCUUCUCCUCCAUCCAUGCUUGUUUCCCUGAAGAAGCAUGGCCUCUCGGAGUACCCGACUCCGCGGAUCUAGAGUGGUUACGUAUCGGAACCGGCAAGAUGACACUAUGGAAUCUGGUCAAUCCUUUGCGGCCGGAAAGUGUCUUCCGGGCCAUGUCCGGGAUCUUCGCAAAUAUGCAUCGGCCCUUGCCGAAAAACGGCACAGACGGCGUAUCGGUCGAAUUAGUGCAAUUAUGCGGGCUUGACGAGUCAUCAACGCAAGAGAAUAACCCUUACUUCGCGGUUGCACAUAGCCUGUCUCGGCUUUUGGCGGCAUCGAAGGGGGAGGCUCCGCAAGGCGCAGUCAUCCAGGUCCUCAGACACAUGCAUGACGAGUUUGGGACCCGCUUGGGGGAGAAAGACCCUGUGGCACUUCUGCUAUUGUGCUUGUGGUACACCAGAGCCCGUGCAAGUAAAUGGUGGAUUGACAUUCGUGCUAGAUAUGAACUCCCGGCGAUUUGUACCUACUUGCAGCGAUAUCAUAGUGGCGACAGCAUCAUCCAGGCACUUAUACCUUGGGACGAAAUAAAGGUUCUUGUGUGA
This is a messenger RNA of Aspergillus thermomutatus, 1074 nucleotides long. RefSeq lists its product as uncharacterized. Gene Ontology annotation, molecular function: DNA-binding transcription activator activity, RNA polymerase II-specific. The coding region runs from base 1 to 1074 and encodes 357 amino acids. The transcript is spliced from 3 exons. The record is from RefSeq and is a predicted model, not a curated record. Gene Ontology annotation, biological process: regulation of transcription by RNA polymerase II. NCBI's taxonomy places the organism in Eukaryota, Fungi, Ascomycota, Eurotiomycetes, Eurotiales, Aspergillaceae.